CGGACGGAUAGCAUAGAUAGAAACGAUCGAAGCAAGCGACCGCGAGCAGGACACUUUUGCCAGCGAGCAGGAAGAAAAGUGAAAAUUUUGAACGGAUUGGUGCGGCGGAAACCAACGUUACGGAACGGAUUCCUAGCACUGGUAAAGCCAUUGUCGUGCAAUCGGACGCGAAUCGAGUGAAAAAUUCGAAGGUCCCUGCUUUUUGCUCGGUUUUUUCGCGCAAAGGCACCUGUGUCAGUGGUUUUUUUCCUCUCCAGGCACCGAAGCGAAUAUCAGAAGGAAUUUGAUGUGAUUUGUGAUAUUUGAGAAACCAGCGACAUUCACGACUGAAGUGGCAGCCUACUGUGACGAGCAAGAAAGAAGACGACGCCGACUACGAUAAGUAAGUGGUUGAGCGAUAACAUCUUGGGGAAAAAAAAGUGUUUGCAGUGUGGUACUUCUGCGGAGUUUUUCCGUUCCUUGGUUUUUGGGUUAAGUGAUUAGUGAGUUUUGUGUUUGUGAAGGAAGCGGGGAAUAAGGAUACGCUUCGAGUGGCUGCUGUAAAGUGAGACAUAAGAAGCGGAAACGAAGCGAUUUUUCCGUUGAUUUCUGUUGUUGACCGCCAAGGAUAUCGAUUUUGUGUGACAGUUCUCACUAGUCAGACCACUGUGGAGGCUCUACUGUAACUUUGGCGCUAAGAAACGACGAAAAGAUGCCUGUCAAGAAGCAAGAAGCGCACCGAGCCCUCGAACUGCUCGAGGACUACCAUUCGCGACUGUCCAGCCCUCAGGAUAGAGCCCUCCGCAGUGCCAUCGAGCGAGUCAUUCGGAUAUUCAAAUCGAGGCUCUUCCAAGCGUUGCUAGAUAUUCAAGAGUUCUAUGAACUCACUCUACUGGAUGACUCGAAAUCCAUCCAGCAGAAAACAGCCGAAACCCUGCUCAUUGCCAGUAAGUGGGAACAGGACAAUGCUGCCAAAGCAAACGAGAAUGGUUCCACCACCACCGCUACCAAUCAUUUCCCCGUUCCAUCGAUAGCCAAUGGCAACAAAAAACAGCAACAACCGCAGUCGUCAAUCCACAAUGUCAACAUCGGCCAACAGCUGCAACAACUGCACCAAGAACUGCUCGAAAAUCAGGCCAACCGCUUGAAGCAACAGGAGCUUCAACAACAGGAACAGCUAUGCAAGCAACAGCAGCAGCAGCAGCAGAUGGAAGAGGAAGAGAAGGUGGUGCCAUCGAUCCUGGCUGAAACACCAUCGCCAUCCCGUUUCACGGGAACCAGAGUAAACACAUCAAAUUCGAGUGACUCAAAACAGCUCAAUGGCGAUUCCGUUUGGGAGUACGAAGAUAUUGCCCUGGUCCGGGGUACGACCGGGCUCGGAUUUUCGAUAGCAGGCGGAACGGACAAUCCGCACAUCAACUUGGAUGCGUCGAUCUACAUCACCAAAGUGAUCCCUGGAGGAGCGGCUUACGCUGACGGACGGCUGCAGGUCAACGAUUGCAUCGUGGCCGUCAACGACAUGAAUGUAGUGAAUGUGACCCAUGGUGAAGCUGUUGAUGCGUUGAAGAAAGCCGGCGAGAGGGUAACGCUGCACAUACGAAGGAAACGACCUCCGGCUCAGGCUCCAAAGCAGGAGGAAAUCGAACUCUUCAAGGGCACCAAGGGGCUGGGAUUCUCGAUUGCCGGCGGAAUUGGCAAUCAGCACAUCCCGGGCGACAAUGGAAUCUACGUGACGAAGAUCAUGGAAGGUGGAGCGGCCCAUGUCGAUGGCCGGCUCGCGGUUGGUGACAAACUGAUCGGUGUGCGAACUAGUGAGGGAGAACGAAAUCUCGAAAACGUGGUCCACGAGGAGGCUGUGUCCACGCUGAAAGCAAUCACCAACAAAGCGACGCUGAUCGUUCAGAAGACCAACAUCCUGCAAGCGUUGGCCAACUCGAUCAACAACCUCAACUCCUUGUCGACCAGUGCGAUGAAUCAGGUCGGUCAGAGCGUGGUGGACCACGCGGUGUCCGGUGAGCUGCGAUCACAUUCGCCCAUGAUGGACAACUCCUCGUCGCGGUACGCGUCCUCGAAUCUGCUCGAAUCGGGCCUGCCGGUCGGAACGCCGCGGGCGGUUAGUCAUGAGGAUAUUUCGAGGGAACCUAGGACAAUUGUUAUUCAAAAGGGCCCAUCCGGUUUGGGCUUCAAUAUUGUUGGUGGGGAAGAUGGACAGGGUAUUUUUGUGUCAUACGUGCUUGCUGGCGGCGCGGCAGAUCUGGGUGGUGAACUCAAACGAGGCGACCAGUUGCUCAGCGUAAAUGGCGUUAGCCUUGCUGGGGCAUCCCACGAGCAGGCCGCUGAAGCGUUGAAGAAUGCCGGUGGCACCGUUACAUUGUUGGCACAGUACCGCCCGGAGGACUAUAACCGCUUCGAGCAGCGGAUACAAGAACUGAAACAGCAAGUUGUGGCCGGUACCGGAACAUUGCUGAGGACAUCACAGAAGCGGACACUUUAUGUGCGAACGUUGUUCGAUUACGACCCGAACCGGGACGAUGGAUUGCCGGGCCGUGGCUUACCCUUCCGACACGGCGAUAUUCUGCACGUAACGAAUGCCUCGGAUGACGAGUGGUGGCAGGCGCGACGGGUGAUUGGCGACGACGAGGAGGAGAGUAUCGGAAUUGUUCCGUCGAAGCGACGAUGGGAACGGAAACAGCGGGCACGCGAUCGGAGCGUUAAGUUCCAGGGCCAUGCCGGAGGAAAUGUGGAGAAGAUGUCGACUCUCGAUCGUAAGAAGAAGAACUUUUCGUUCUCAAGGCGGUUCCCAUUCAUGAAGAGCAAGGACGACAAGAACGAAGACGGUUCGGAUCAGGAACCGAAUGGCAAUGUGUGUGAUCAAAAUAAUCAUGAUUCCGAGCAACCUUUCAUGCUUUGCUACACACAAGACGACGCAAACGCCGAAGGGGAAAUAAUCUACCGCGUGGAGUUACCCGACAUGGAGCAGAUAACUCUAAUUUACCUGGAGAAUAAUGAUGCUGAUUCCGAGGAGAACAUCCUUUCGUACGAGUCGGUCCAACGCUUGCAGAUCAGCUACACCCGACCGGUGAUUAUCUUGGGCCCGCUGAAGGACCGUAUCAACGAUGACCUCAUUUCGGAGUACCCGAACAAGUUUGGGUCUUGCGUUCCUCAUACCACAAGACCGAAACGUGACUACGAGGUCGACGGUCGGGACUAUCACUUCGUGGCGUCCCGGGAACAGAUGGAGAAGGACAUCCAGAACCAUCUGUUCAUCGAGGCGGGCCAGUACAAUGACAACCUGUACGGCACCUCGGUGGCAUCGGUUCGUGAGGUGGCGGAGAAGGGCAAACACUGCAUUUUGGACGUGUCGGGCAAUGCGAUCAAGCGAUUGCAGGUGGCGCAACUCUUCCCCAUUGCGGUAUUCAUCAAGCCGAAAUCGGUGGAAUCGAUCAUGGAAAUGAACCGAAGGAUGACUGAAGAACAGGCCAAAAAGACUUACGAGAGGGCACUCAAAAUGGAGCAUGAAUUCGGUGAAUAUUUCACAGCACUCGUCCAAGGCGAUACCAUCGAGGAGAUCUACAGCAAGGUGAAGAACGUAAUCUGGUCCCAGAGUGGUCCCACUAUCUGGGUACCGUCCAAGGAAUCUCUAUGACCUCAAGCGAAUAUCACGUGGACGCUGCCACCAAAUAUGCGCGCCCGGCCCGUUUCCCGCUCCGGCUAUCACCAUUGACGGUAACCCUGAGAAAAAUGCAACGGAUUAGUAGGGCCCGGAGAAAGAAGAACAACUAUUACUUAAGAAAGAGAGAUAGGAAACAAAAAUGGUGGUGAAUGGUGAAGGCACACGUACAUUCUGUCUCACGAAAGAACUUACACUCACAAACACAUACACACACUUACACACCAUUAGUCAUUCACACUUGUUUAAUAGGACCCCAAUGUGAUUAAAAACAUUUUCGGGGAAGUAGUUGCGCGCAGUUGUGCAUCAAAUCAAUAUAGCAAUUUGGCUGCUAGCGGUAAAUGAAAUGCAAGAAAAAAAAACUGAAGAAAACAAAGUGUAAACAUGUUGUUGUUUAUUAUUAUUUUUAAAUUAUAUAUUAUAUAUUGAUACGAGUACGAGCGUAAGGUGAGUAAGAUUUUUAAGAGGAAAAUUUGCAUUAAAUAUGGACAUUUAUUUAAAUUAUUUUGUUCGAAAAUAAUAAGCUUAUUACUUAUUAAUGAAUGUUUAUUAAAUCAAUAUAUUUAUAUAAAAGAAACGCAUAUAUAAAUUAUAUAUCUAAAAUGAGAACCGGAUUAAACUAUAUUAAAACACUGCAAACAUUGAAAAUGAAAUGAAGAAAAUGUAUAAUAAAACAAAUCUAUUAAAAGUUCAGAAAUCAUUCGCGAAAGCUCGUGAAUCCUACGUAGGCCCUCCCCAUUUCAGAACCCCGCCCAUUGGUCGAAAAGCUUUCAGGAAAAUAUUCACAACUAGACUAGAUAUGCAUCGGUUUUUUGGAAAGUAUCCAACGGCAUUUAUAAGCAUAUGCGCAGUCACCUCAUCAUACGCAAAAUCAAAGCAAAAAGUGUUGUUAGUCUAAUUUUGGACAAUCAUCAACGUAUUUCCCCCGCCCCUGUACUGACUCAAACCCCUCUCAACACUCUCUAUAUCUCUCAAUAACCAGUCAUCGUAAGAGACAAACACAAAAAAGUGAACGUGAACUAACUCGCCUAGCAUUAAACAACAAAAUACAAUAAACUCGAAAUAUGUAACAUUGUUUUUAAAAAAAUAACCGAAUAAGUAAUUAAAGUUAUGGUUUUUAACGACUUCAAUCCUAACUCACUCAUCCCUCCUCACAAAAAGAUUAGGUCCCCAAGUGCAAGCGCUGACACCAUUUUUCUUUGUUUUUAUUAGUAUAUAAAUAGUGCAAAUUAAGGAAGAGUUAAGAAGUUGCAUCCGGCUUUGUUCGCGCUCGGAAUCAUCUCACGCCAGGUAGGAAUUCCGAAACAGAAUUCGACCCCCCCCCCCUCUGAAGCAAGUAUCGAUAUACCAAGACGCCUUUGUUUGUUUUCAUUGAAGAGAACCGACUUGAUAUUCGUGCCAAAAUUUUACAAACCAACCCCUCCCCUACCCCAAAGGCCAUCCACCCAAACAUACAUCAUAUCCACCUAACAGUCAAACGAAACAAUAAUAAUGGUAAUAGAAUGCGGUCAUUGUUCCCACUCACUCGACUGGACGAAGGUCGAUGUAAUGAGCAUAAAAUGAAGUAUAGGUUAUUAUAAAGGACAGAUCAAAGCAAGAUAAUGGCAACUAUUAUGACAAAAAGUUACUCCCUUCUUCACUACUUAACUGAAUUGACAUUCAUUUACUCAAACUACUUAUCGAUUGGUAGUGGAUAGAAAAUUGAAUCGCUUUCCUUCGAGCUAUGACGUAGAAUUGUUCUACUACCUAGAGCGUCCUAGAGCUUCUUCUUUUCAUUUCAAUUCAAACUUACUACAACCAAAAGCGGAAAAAUUCUCUACUAAUAUGUGACGAAACAGAAGAAAAGAUAAAAGUAAAAAUAUAUUGUAAUUGAAUUAGAAAGCUGCCUUAAAACAAAAUCCCAAGUUUUAUAUUAAAAUGAGAUCAUUUGGUUAGAGCAAAGAGAAGUAAAAAAAAAACGGAAAAGCGUUCAGAUGAACUAAACUCACGAUGACUAUGUGUAUAUAUGAUCAAAGAAGAAUAAAAAGUAACUAAAAGCAAACAAGCAGAGAAUGUUAAGUAAAUUAUAGAAUUACACAGAUGAAACUUGAUGAUCGUGAGAAAGAAGAUAACUCUGAAAAAACUCGUUGAAUUGUUCUGAUUAGUGAAAAAAAAAAACAUGAAAAGCCGAAAAAAAAACAACACUCAUCCACAGGCAACCAUAUAACACACAUACACACAUACAUCGCAGACUCACCUGCUCUGGUGAUGAUGAUUGGAGGUUCGCCGAAUUUCACCACCCGAUAUGGGUGGCCAACGGAAUGUCGGAGAUGCGAACGAAACAUGAAAUGUGGAGACGAAAAUGUUUAACUCUUGUAAUUGCAAUAAAAAAAAACGACAUUACGUAAAACAUG
Aedes aegypti (yellow fever mosquito) is the source of this 6042-nucleotide messenger RNA. RefSeq names its product disks large 1 tumor suppressor protein (gene dlg1). The record is from RefSeq and is a predicted model, not a curated record. NCBI's taxonomy places the organism in Eukaryota, Metazoa, Arthropoda, Insecta, Diptera, Culicidae. Gene Ontology annotation, molecular function: kinase binding. Gene Ontology annotation, biological process: chemical synaptic transmission. The transcript is spliced from 20 exons. The coding region runs from base 692 to 3625 and encodes 977 amino acids. Gene Ontology annotation, cellular component: neuromuscular junction; postsynaptic density membrane; neuron projection.